This is a messenger RNA of Acaulospora morrowiae, 1844 nucleotides long. Lineage: Eukaryota; Fungi; Glomeromycota; Glomeromycetes; Diversisporales; Acaulosporaceae. The record is from the annotation of a GenBank genome assembly.
AAUUAGAAAUCAUCAACGCAGCAUUUUAUUGCGGAUUAUGCGAUAAGCAAUAUACAAAGAUAACGGAAUAUGAGGCACAUUUGAGCUCGUAUGAUCAUAAUCAUCGAAAGCGAUUUAAGGAGAUGAAGGAGAGUAAUCGUCCUUCAACAAAGUUGGAUAAAAAACGCGAAAAAGAACGGAAGAGGGAAGAGAAAGAAUUGGCCAGGAUGCAACAGGCAGCGCUACAGAGAGCUAACAAACAAUCAUCUUCUGGCGAAUCUCCUGUUAUUAGUGGCGAGAUGACUAGCACCUCCAAAGUUACCGACGAUGUUAGCACAAAGGCCUUGAAUGGCGGAACGAAUCGUAUCGACACAAAAUCGGAUAGUUUGGGUGUUGGAAAACUUGAAGAGGAAAAUUAUUAUCAUGCGACGAGUACCGCAAAGCGCAAAGCCUUGGAUAGCGAGAAGAUCGCCGAGGAAACUGAAGAGGAACGCCUAAAGAGACAGUCCAAGGUUCAAAAGCGAGAAUCGAUUAAAAAAGAAUUAGAAAUCAUCAACGCAGCAUUUUAUUGCGGAUUAUGCGAUAAGCAAUAUACGAAGAUAACGGAGUAUGAGGCGCAUUUGAGCUCGUAUGACCAUAAUCAUCGAAAGCGAUUUAAGGAGAUGAAGGAGAGUAAUCGCCCUUCAACAAAGUUGGAUAAAAAACGCGAAAAAGAACGGAAGAGGGAAGAGAAAGAAUUGGCCAGGAUACAACAGGCAGCGUUACAGAGAGCUAACAAACAAUCAUCUGGUGAAUCUCCUGUUAUUAAUGGCGAGAUGACUAGCACCUCCAAAAUUACCGACGAUGUUAGCACAAAGGCCUUGAACGGUGGGACGAAUAACGGAGGUUGGGCAACGGUGAUUGAAGCUGGUACUUCCUCCGUCAGCACCGCUCUAGGUGACGACACGCGCGCGAAGAUUGCCAAUACUACGAGCGGGUGGGUUGCGACGACCGUACUAGAAAAAAAACAACCGGAUUUCCCCACUUCAAAAGAACCUGAAUCAACAAAAUCAAACAAUGGUAAUUGGGUUUCCUCGAUAACAUCAUCUCUAGAAACGAAAGGUGAAUCACCUGAAACGGAUAACAAAUGGUCGUUGGCUGUCGGUAGUAAUUCGUCAAAAUCAAAAUUCGUUUUUGGUAUCAGCAAGGCUAAAGGAGAACAAUCAGAGGUGAUUAUCUUGACGAAUUUAGGAAUUUAUGAUCAUCAACCAUUGCUAACACUUCAUCUUCCACUACGAUAUCAGGUUCAAAAAAUGAGUUCCAAGGAUAAAAGGCCUACUAAGAGACUAAGAAAAUCGUCCGUCGCGGAUCGGGGUCCUAAUAAGCGCAAAAUAAAACUAAGGGCUAUUGCCGAACAAAUGAUUGAAGAUGCCGAUCCUUGUGAUUCCGACUACCAAUACGUUCACGAAGAAAGCAGUGACAUCGACGACAUAACAGACACUGACGACACGAUUGUUAGCGACAAGCAACCUGAGGAAGUUGAUCCCAAUGCUCAAACUGGAACCAACAACAACACUCAACAAGGAUUUCGGGACGACAGGGUGAAAGAGUACUUGAGAAAAUGGAAACUUGAUGAUCCGGGAGUUUGCUGCAUAUGUCUCGAAGGAUCCACAACCGAAGAAAAUAUGCUUGUCUAUUGUGACGGGGAUGACUGCGAAGUCGUCUGUCAUCAAGAGUGUUACGGGAUUGUGCAUUUACCGGCUUCCGAUGAACCAUGGUAUUGCGAUAGGUGCUUGGCAAAACCUUCAGAAACGAUAUGUGCACUCUGCCCGAGGAAGACGGGCGCAUUCCGCAGGAUGAAAGAAGGAGAUGCGGCUGGAACAUGG